AUGACGAUCCUCGGCCUCAGAUCACUGACCUUUGCCGCUCUUUUUGUCAUCCACGAGGUGGCAGCGGAGUACGGCAUGGCUCAUUUCAGUGAUGACGGCAAAGGAAAGGACUACUGCAUUUUCUUUAACUCUCAGUGGGCGCGUCUGCCUCAGGACCUGAACAAGGCGUCGCGGCUCCAGAUUUACGAUUUAACCACGUCGGUCCUGUGCUCGCCCGCCGACGUCCCGGAAGGGGGCUUCCCAAACCGCAUCGCCAUGGUGAUGAGGGGCAACUGCACUUUUUAUGAGAAGGUCCGCCUGGCCCAGAUGAACGGCGCCAAAGGCUUGCUCAUCGUCAGCAAGGACAGACUGACGCCUCCAGCGGGGAACAAGACUCAGUACGAGGAGAUUGAUAUUCCCGUUGCGCUGCUCAGCUAUGCGGACAUGCUUGAGAUAAGCAAGACGUUCAGCGAGGGGAGGCUGGUGGCCAUGUAUGCCCCCAACGAGCCGGUGCUGGACUACAACAUGGUCAUCAUCUUUCUCAUGGCUGUGGGAACAGUCGCCGUGGGCGGCCACUGGGCCGGCAGCAAAGACCGUAAGAAACGCUACAUGAAGCACAAGCGUGACGACGGCGCAGACAAGCAGGAUGAGGAGACGCUGGACGUGACGCCAAUCAUGAUCUGCGUAUUCGUGGUUAUGUGCUGCAGCAUGCUGGUUCUUCUCUACUUCUUUUACGACAGCCUAGCCAUUUGGGUGAUCGCCAUUUUCUGCCUGGCGUCGUCCGUGGGUCUGUACAGCUGUCUUUGGCCUUUUGUGCGCCGCCUUCCUUUCUGCAAGUGCAGAAUUCCAGAGAACAACCUUCCCUACUUGCACAAGCGUCCUCAGGUGCGUGCCCUGCUGCUAUCAGCGCUCUGCGUGGGCGUCAGCGUCACUUGGAUGGUGUUUCGCAACGAGGAUCAGUGGGCAUGGAUACUGCAGGAUACACUGGGGAUCGCCUUCUGCCUCUACAUGCUCAAGACUGUCAGGCUUCCUACAUUUAAGGCUUGCACUUUACUACUGACGGUGCUCUUCGUCUACGACGUUUUCUUCGUGUUUAUCACGCCCUUCUUCACCAAGAGUGGGGAAAGCAUCAUGGUGGAGGUGGCAGCGGGCCCCUCGGACUCGGCCACGCAUGAAAAGCUUCCGAUGGUGCUGAAAGUGCCGCGCUUGAACUCCUCACCCCUCGCACUGUGCGAUCGGCCUUUCUCCUUGCUGGGCUUUGGCGAUGUCCUGGUGCCGGGCCUGCUGGUGGUGUACUGCCACCGCUUUGACAUCUUGACACAAUCCUCCAGGAUCUACUUUGUUGCCUGUACAAUCGCCUACGGCGUGGGCCUGCUGAUCACCUUCGUGGCGCUGGCCGUGAUGCAGAUGGGCCAGCCGGCCUUGCUCUACCUGGUGCCUUGCACUUUGCUCACCAGCCUGACUGUGGCGCUGUGGCGCCGAGAGCUGCCUCAGUUCUGGACCGGCAGCGGUUUUGUGCCUGCCAUAGCACUCGCGCCCAUCAAGUGUACGCAAACAGAGGUGCCGCAGCCCGACGGGUCUCAGGGCGCCGAUGCGACCAAUCGGAGCGAAGACCCCAGUCUGCCUCCAGAUGCGCCCGUGAUAGAAAACGAAGAAAAGCUCAACUAA
Molecule: messenger RNA, 1647 nt
Organism: Nerophis lumbriciformis (worm pipefish)
Lineage: Eukaryota; Metazoa; Chordata; Actinopteri; Syngnathiformes; Syngnathidae
Source: RefSeq, a predicted model, not a curated record